This is a messenger RNA of Oppia nitens, 651 nucleotides long. Its product is annotated as carbonic anhydrase 1-like. NCBI's taxonomy places the organism in Eukaryota, Metazoa, Arthropoda, Arachnida, Sarcoptiformes, Oppiidae. The record is from RefSeq and is a predicted model, not a curated record. The coding region runs from base 1 to 651 and encodes 216 amino acids. The transcript has 6 exons. Gene Ontology annotation, molecular function: carbonate dehydratase activity; zinc ion binding.
AUGAAUGUUCUAAUUUCUAGUUUUUUAUGCGCUGACUGGAGUUACAAUGAUCAAUCAUCAUGGUCAAAAGAUAGUUCACAAUGCAGUGGUCAAAAUCAGUCACCGAUAAACAUUAACACUAAGACUGUAAAAGAUACAAAAUUAUGUUUUCAUAUACAUUGGGGCAAUCAAGAUAACAAAGGCAGUGAACACAGUAUUGAUAAUAAAUUUUCAGCCGCAGAGAUACAUUUUGUUCACUACAAUAAAAAAUAUGGAUCCCUUGUAAAUGCUAUGACUAAACCCGAUGGACUGUUAGUGUUGAGUGUAUUGGCUAAACACAGUCCCAGUCCUAACCGAAACUUGAAUUUGUUAACAAAAGCGGCUGAAAAAAUAAGUUCAUUUCAUGCAACACAUGUCAUACAAAGUAAUAGUCAUUUUCAAUUGGAUCAGUUGUUUCCAAUUAAUUUAAAUGGGAUAUACAGAUACCAGGGAUCACUUACAACACCGCCCUGUUAUGAGACAGUUACCUGGCUGAUCUUUAAAAACACAAUUGAAAUUAGUAGCGAUCAGAUCAAAGUAUUUCGUGGAUUACAACAGAGUUCAGGCAAAAAGUUAUUAACAAAUCUUCGAAAUAUUCAACCAUUGAAUGGACGAACAGUUUUUUUAUUUUAA